AUGGCCUACGCCCAGCCGCAGGCCCUGACGCCCGAGAACACGCUGCCCUCGAACCACUCACUGCAGCCUCGCGGCUCCAGGUCGCCCUCAGCCUCGACCGGCGCCUUCUCGCCACAACCCUCGAUUGACGGCAGCGUGGCCGGUGGCGAUUUCUCUCGCUCCAUCUCUCCCAGCUCUUCUCCGGACCUCCGCGCCUACGGAUACCUGAACAAGAACGGCACCUGGACCUGCGCUUACCCCGGCUGCACCUCGAGGGCCGUCUUCACGCGCGGCUGCGACCUGCGGAAGCACCACAAGCGCCACACCAAGUCCUUCUUCUGCAGGCACGAGGGCUGCCCCCAGGCCACCGGCGGCGGAUUCUCCAGCAAAAAGGAUCUGGCCCGGCACGAGGCCAAGCACAACCCCGGCGUCAUCUGCGAAUGGGGAGGUUGCGAACGCAUCUUCAGCAGAGUUGACAACAUGAGGGACCACGUCAAGCGGAUACAUCUCAAGGGCUCGCGGCCGGCGCCCGCCAAGCGCACGACGACGGCGUGA
Aplosporella prunicola CBS 121167 is the source of this 534-nucleotide messenger RNA. RefSeq lists its product as uncharacterized. The transcript is spliced from 2 exons. Gene Ontology annotation, biological process: regulation of transcription by RNA polymerase II. Lineage: Eukaryota; Fungi; Ascomycota; Dothideomycetes; Botryosphaeriales; Aplosporellaceae. The coding region runs from base 1 to 534 and encodes 177 amino acids. Gene Ontology annotation, cellular component: nucleus. The record is from RefSeq and is a predicted model, not a curated record.